AUGGCAAAAGGCAGUUGCAUGUGUGGUCAAGUCCACUACGAAUACACCGGCGAACCGGCAGUAACAGCCCUCUGCCACUGCACAGACUGCCAAAAAUGGACUGGCGCAGCCUACACCUCCAACGUCGUUGUCCCUCGCAAAAGUUUCAACGUCACAAAGGGCAAGCCCAAAGACUACGAUGCCGUGGGUGCCUCUGGCAAGAUCAACAAGCAUUGGUUCUGCUCUAACUGUGGCUCUUCUCUGUACACUGAGUUGGAGAUCAUGCCUGACAUGACUUGUGUCAAGAGUGGAAGUUUGGAUGGUGGAGCUGCAAACCAUGAUAUCAAGGUUGAGUUCUACAAUAAGGAUAGAUUGGGAUAUACUAAGCCUGUUGAGGGGGCUGAUCAGAAGGCAGAGUUCUCUUAG
Messenger RNA from Aureobasidium melanogenum CBS 110374, 405 nucleotides. RefSeq lists its product as uncharacterized. Bases 1 to 405 code for a protein of 134 amino acids. The record is from RefSeq and is a predicted model, not a curated record. The transcript has 2 exons. Gene Ontology annotation, molecular function: carbon-sulfur lyase activity. NCBI's taxonomy places the organism in Eukaryota, Fungi, Ascomycota, Dothideomycetes, Dothideales, Saccotheciaceae.